Messenger RNA from Lactuca sativa (garden lettuce), 2186 nucleotides. RefSeq names its product UDP-glucuronate:xylan alpha-glucuronosyltransferase 2. NCBI's taxonomy places the organism in Eukaryota, Viridiplantae, Streptophyta, Magnoliopsida, Asterales, Asteraceae. Gene Ontology annotation, molecular function: glycosyltransferase activity. The record is from RefSeq and is a predicted model, not a curated record.
AUCUUUUUGUUCAAGUAUAUAAUUGUGAAAGAUGUAAAUGUGUAUAUUGCUAAUCGGCAAAGGUUGAUUUUGUUCAAGCAAUCAUAGAUCGACACUUGGAGCCUUUCAACUGCCUACUUCUUUCUUUGAUUAAAAUUCAAUUCUAAACUCUUCUCAUCCCCUUUAUUUCUUGAUCAUAUAUUGAGUAGCUAGAAAAAAAAAAUCUGGAAAUAGGUUCAAAUACAACAGCUUCGAUCGACCCAUAUUUUUGCGUUUUCAACCACAACAAUGUGGAAGGUCACCCCUUCAAAAUCUUUGGUCAUUAGGAUCAAUCUUGUGUUCCUAUCUUGUUUUCUUGUUAUUUAUGCCACCCUCCUCCUCCGUCCAUCGGCCUCCUCCGUCUAUCAUGAAAAUGCUGCGUCAUAUGUUCGCUGCUCCCUCCGUGAUUGCCACCACAAGGUGGAAACCGGGUACAAGAUGAAGGCAGUGCUACUGGAAGACGCAGUAGAGUCGAGUAGUAAUCACUCAAAGCAAAAAAUGGUGAAGAGAGAGAGGCCAAGUUUCUUAAAUUCAAGUGGUUAUCCAGGAACAGGGAUAAGGAUGAGGAUGGGGAUGGUGAAUAUGGAAGGGGAAGAUUUAAGCGAUUGGAACGUGCUUGGAAAGACGAUUCCUGUGACGUUUGAAAAGGUUUCAGAUUUAUUCGAAUGGAAGGACUUGUUCCCUGAAUGGAUUGAUGAAGAAGAAGAGAUGCAUGAAACAUUGUGUCCGGAGAUUCCAAUGCCGGAUUACAAGAAAUACGGGUAUUUCGACAUGAUAGUGGUGAAGAUACCAUGCAAGUUUCCGGCGGAAGGGUGGGGAAGAGAUGUUUUCCGGUUGCAACUGCACAUGAUAGCCGCGAAUAUGGUGGUGAGGAGAGGGAGGAAGAAUUGGAAUAGGAAGCCAAAGGUGGUUGUUUUGAGCAAGUGCCGGCCAAUGGUGGAGAUAUUCCGGUGUGAUGAUUUGCUGGCACACGACGGCGAUUGGUGGUAUUAUCGGCCUAAUAUGAAGAAGUUGGAACAAAAGGUUUAUUUACCUGUUGGCACUUGUAACUUGGCUUUACCUCUAUGGGGAAAAGGAAACGAUGAAGUAUACGAUGUAACCAAGAUCCAACAAACAAACUCAAGACGUAAAUCAACAAAACGUCAAGCCUACGCCACCGUGCUCCACUCGUCGGAAUCAUACGUCUGCGGUGCCAUCAUGCUAGCCCAGUCCCUCCUCAAAACAGGAACCAAACACGACCUCAUCCUCCUCAUCGACACCUCCAUCUCCGUCGCUACACGCCAGGUUCUAGCUGCCGCCGGUUGGACUAUAAGAAUCAUCGAACGCAUCCGCAACCCACGAGCCGAGAAGGACUCUUACAACGAGUACAACUACAGCAAAUUCCGGCUAUGGCAGCUCACCGACUACAACAAGAUCAUUUUCAUCGACUCUGACAUCAUCGUCCUCCGCAAUCUUGAUAUCAUCUUCUCGUUCCCACAAAUGUCCGCCGUCGGCAAUGAUAAUUCCAUAUUUAAUUCCGGUAUAAUGGUCAUCGAGCCAUCAAACUGUACUUUCAUGCAUUUCAUGCAACGUACCAACGACAUCAUCUCGUACAAUGGUGGCGAUCAAGGGUUUUUGAAUGAGAUAUUCGUUUACUGGCAUAGAUUACCGAGAAGGGUUAACUUCUUGAAGAACUUUUGGUCAAAUACAACUGUCGAAACCAGCAUGAAAAACCAGUUGUUUGGGGCUGAUCCACCCAAGCUUUACGCCAUACAUUAUUUGGGAAUCAAGCCAUGGCUAUGCUACAGGGAUUAUGACUGUAACUGGGAUAUAGGGGAUCAACAGGUGUAUGCCAGUGAUGUCGCACACCGAACAUGGUGGAAGCUUCAUGACACCAUUGAUGAGAGCUUGCAGAAUUACUGUAAGUUGACGAAGCAAAGGAAGAUAGAGUUGAAGUGGGAUCGAAUGCAGGCUAAGAAACAUGGAUUUGCCGAUGAGCACUGGAAGAUCAAUGUUACAGAUCCAAGACGCCGCGGUUAAAAUCACAUGAAUAUUACAUUGUCGAUUUUUGUUUAUUAUUGGUUUUGGUUUGGAACUAUAUCAUGCUCUAGUUGAUCAUUCUUGAUGUACAUACGGAUGGAUUUAUACUUGUACGGAGUUAAUAUAUGUUUUUAAGGUCAUUUGGUUAA